Molecule: messenger RNA, 1444 nt
Organism: Nicotiana tabacum (common tobacco)
Lineage: Eukaryota; Viridiplantae; Streptophyta; Magnoliopsida; Solanales; Solanaceae
Product: basic leucine zipper 23-like
Biological process (GO): DNA-templated transcription; regulation of transcription by RNA polymerase II
Molecular function (GO): RNA polymerase II cis-regulatory region sequence-specific DNA binding; DNA-binding transcription factor activity, RNA polymerase II-specific
Source: RefSeq, a predicted model, not a curated record
UGACUUUCCCAUAGAGUGAAGAGGAGGACCCUGUUGCAUUUGUUGGAAUCACUGACUAGUAUUGGCCCCUCUCCUUCGACCAUUCUUUUUCCGCCAUUAAAAGAUUUGCCCAUAUAUCUCCAGAAUCACCUUUUCUAGGGUUCCCCUUUUCCUGCACAACUCGCAUAUUCUUUAUUUUUCGCCCUUAUCUUUAACCCCUCUCUUCACCUACUCAGACUCCAGACGCUGCAUAAUUGUUUCGUCGUAACCUCGUAAGAUUGUGGCUUAUUUAAUUCUUUUGGAUUUUUGUGAUGGAUGACGGGGAACUGGAAUUUUCUAACCAAGAAAUGUUGUCAAGUUCAAAUUUUGGUGAAUUUCCAGAUAGUGGUUUGAUGGACAGUUUCUUCAAUGAAAUUCUCAAGGAUACACAUGCCUGCACUCAUACACACACCUGCAAUCCACCUGGCCCUGAUAGCACUCACACACAUACAUGUUAUCAUGUUCACACCAAAAUAGUUCCUCCCCUGAGUGAGGAUAAGACGGCAAGUGAUGAUACUGCUGAAUCCGCAGAGGGAAAAAGAAAGAAACGCCCUUUGGGUAAUAGAGAAGCGGUUCGUAAGUACCGUGAGAAGAAGAAGGCUCGAGCUGCCUCAUUAGAAGACGAAGUUGUCAGAUUAAGGGCUAUAAAUCAGCAACUCAUGAAAAGGCUGCAGGGUCAGGCUGUGUUGGAAGCUGAGAUUGCAAGGCUCAAGUGCUUGCUUGUGGAUAUCCGUGGAAGAAUUGAAGGUGAAAUUGGAUCUUUUCCAUACCAGAAGCCUAUGAAGAGUGGGGAUGUUUAUCAGAACCUUGUUAAUCCUAAUCUCCCUGGAGCAUAUGUGAUGAACCCUUGCAACUUGCAAUGUGAUGAUCGGGUUUACUGCCUCCACCCUGGAUCAGAAGGUAAAAACUCGGAUGGCACAGCAUUAGAUGGACAAGGCUUCGAUAAUUGUGAAUUUGAGACUCUCCAAUGUUUGGGUAAUCAGAUCUCUGAACUGAAGGAGGGUUCUGGCUGUGAAUUGGGUAGUGGAGCCCCUACUGGAAACCCUUCUGGCAGGAGUAAAAGAAAAGGGACUCGAGCUGCAACAGCAAGUUGAUGAACUGCUCAGACGGAGGCAUCUUCGUUUUUUGAGAAUAAGUACAUUGUGUUAUGUUACUUCUCCCCUUUUUGGGGUUUCUUUCCAGCAUCUUAUCUUCAUCAUGUUCAACUUUAUAAAGAUUUUCUUUUUCUGGCUCUUCAGUGGGCAGUCUAGUAGGUGUGUAAAUUUCAGUCAUCUAUCUUGAGUGUUUGGGUAAAGCAGAACAAUUGAAUGCAUGUAGCUAGAGGACCCCGUAAGGAGGAGACAAGACAUUGGUUUUCUGUAAAGAUCUUUACGCUUUGUUUCUCAGUCUAGUAUUGUUCUAUUCUUUUGGCGUGUAUUCUCGCUGG